Molecule: messenger RNA, 309 nt
Organism: Drosophila busckii
Lineage: Eukaryota; Metazoa; Arthropoda; Insecta; Diptera; Drosophilidae
Exons: 3
Source: RefSeq, a predicted model, not a curated record
AUGAUAUUUGAGGUGAUUAAGUCGAUGCUCCUAUUGCAUGUACUGAUUCAAAACUGUAUCUGCAAGCGACAAUGGGAGUAUGAACCAAUUUCUGUAGUGAGUCAAACUGCGGAUCCUAACAAAGUAAAUGUUGAAGCGGAAGUUGUACGCAUUAAACGUGGAGAAUACGCUUUAACUGGCUUUCUCUUUUGGAAUUACGAUGUAGAUGACACAACAAUGGUGGAAUCUAAGGGCUAUCGCAGUAACACUGGCAACGAAGAAGAUUAUACGCUUUUACCCUUGGGUAUACCCAAGCAAACAUAUCAGGAA